UCCUUGUGUUUGGUUCCUUUCCCCUGCGCCCAGGCCAGGCUAGGGUUUCUCACACGCCAGCAGGCAGCCAGAUCCGCGCCGCCGGCCGCCCAUUCAGACCACCAGGAUGAGCUGCUGCUGCUGCAGCUGCUUCGGCUUCCUCAGCAAGCUGCACCACCGCCCCGCCGCCGGAGACAGCGACGGCGCGCCGUCCAAGGUCCUGCUUUUGCCGAGGUCCAGCGACGGCGGCAGCUUCUACGCCGGGGACAACAGCAGCAGCUUCCUCGGCGACGAGAGCAGGAGCUUCUACGAGAGGGAAGAGGAGGACUACCUCCUCCGCCAGAGCGACGGCGACGACGAGCCGCCCCGCAAGCGGUCCGAGGACAUCAUACUCUCCCGGGCCCGGAACGGCUUCGCCUGCAGGGACAGCCUCGUCAGGGACACCAGGAAGCUCUUCCGCUCAGAGGACGAAACAACCGGCUGUAAGAUGAUCAACCAGUAUGUUCACCUGGGCAAGAUUGGUGCUGGGAGCUAUGGCAAAGUGGUUAAAUACCGAAACAUCAAGGACGGAAGGUUAUAUGCAAUAAAGGUGUUGAGUAAACCCUACAUGUUGAAAGUGCGUGUUGUGCGGUCAGAAACGGCCAUGACAGAUGUUCUUCGGGAAGUAUCCCUCAUGAAAAUGUUGGAUCAUCCCAAUAUAGUAAAUCUCAUUGAGGUGAUUGACGACCCAAACACAGAUAAAUUCUACAUGGUUCUUGAGUAUGUUGAGGGGAAAAUGGUGUGCAAUAACGGCAUAGGUUUAGGAGAAGCUACUUCCAGGAAGUACUUGCGGGAUAUUGUCUCUGGUGUUAUGUAUCUUCACUCUCAUAACAUUAUUCAUGGUGAUAUUAAACCAGACAACCUCUUGGUCACAAGUACUGGCAAUGUGAAGAUAGGGGACUUCAGUGUUAGCCAGAUAUUUGAGGAUGACGAUGAUAUGCUUUGGAGGUCUCCGGGUACUCCAGUUUUCACUGCACCAGAGUGCUGUCAAGGUUCAGCCUACCAUGGCAGAACAGCUGAUACAUGGGCAGUCGGUGUUACCCUGUAUUGCAUGAUCACCGGGAAAUAUCCAUUCCUUGGAGAAACUCUGCAGGAAACUUACGACAAGAUCGCCAAUGAUCCGGUGGAAAUACCCGGCGACACGAGCCCCCAGCUCGCCGACUUGAUGCAGAGGCUGCUCUACAAAGAUCCGGGAGAUCGUAUGACCCUGCAGGCCGUGGCCGCGCAUCCCUGGGUCGCCGGGGCUGAGGGUCCGGUCCCUGAGUUUGUGUGUAGGUGCGGUUUCGGUCGCAGGAACAGGAGUGAUUCGCAGGAGGCGGUGCAAUAACAGAGAGCCAGCCUUUUUGGGCAUUGCUGUGGUGCUAGCCUAGUAGUGUGUGUGUGUGUAGAUAUAACAGAUGAAGUGUGUCGUAGCAAAACAAUCUUUGUGUUUUGAGUUUUCGGUACAGAAUAGAGUGCCAGUCUGAUUCUUUUUUUUUAUCGCAAGCUUUACGCACAUCGCCUUGUGUCACGGCGGCGAAUGUUUUAUUCUUGUUGAAUCAAUCCAAUAUAGUGAGAAAGCA
Molecule: messenger RNA, 1580 nt
Organism: Triticum urartu
Lineage: Eukaryota; Viridiplantae; Streptophyta; Magnoliopsida; Poales; Poaceae
Source: RefSeq, a predicted model, not a curated record